AUGAACGGCGGUACGCCGUGUCCGUGCUCUUCGCACCGGCGUUACUACAACGGAGACGCAGGAGUGGGUUGUCUGUGGCUUCGGUCCAGCUCCUCAGUGUCACGCGGAGGGAAGAGGCAAAAGGUGAGAGAAAGCGCACCCGCAGGAGUUUCCCCAAUCAAGGCUCGGGCGCGGCGUGAUUGGACUGCCAGCGGGGGAGGGCCUACCACUACAUUAGGAAAGAUCCGGUGUCUGGCGUAUUGCCCUGACAAGGGGUUUACACGCCACAGACACAAGGACUUGCUGAACCCGUGGGGGGAACGCGGUCUUCUGGAUCCACGGUCCUCUUUGCCUGACGCAUUGCUCCGUGCGGGGUUUACGCGUCACAGGCAGGAGUUGGCAGCGGUGAAACCUGGUGCGGGGGAAGCCGCUGUCUGUGGUUUCAGACUCGUGCGGUUCUGGCAAGUGAAACAUAAACAAGCAGUGCUCGCGUUCUCGCGAGACUUCGCAAUGUCACACACGUGUGAAGACUGCGGGGUGCAAAUGCCCAUUGAGGAUGGGCAUAUGAAGUGCGUUUUAUGUUUGGGAGAGGAUCAUGCCUCUGCGGCCAGGGAAGACCCGUCCUCUUGCAUGAACUGCUUUAUUAUACCCAGGCCGUCACUCGAGGCUCGUUGUUGUCUGUUUAGGGGCAAGAAACGGAAAGCCUCUGUUACUGAGCUGAGCCAGGAAAAACGUGACAGAGGGUUGGGAACUAGGUCAAAGACUCCCAUGAUUGGGCCUCCACUUACAAUUACUGUGCAUGACACCUCUGAGCCUCAUGAGCAGGAGGACGUGAGUGAUGUGGAUGUGGAGUGUUUUUCAGACAGUGAUUUGGCACCUGACCAGGAGGGCACGGCAUCUGUAGCUAAUGAAGGAGCAAGCAGCAGUGGCAGGGAAGAGUAUUGCUUCUCUUUGGGUAACCAGGCGGCAGCUAUGGCUCUCCCAGUCACCACUGCAGCCGGAGGAUCAAAGCCCAGUAGGCACGCAGAUGUGCGCGGGAAGUGUCUGGGGUGGUUGUGCGGCGGCGCAAGUGGCAGAGUGCAGGUUCCGCAUCCAGGCCACCUACACAAACCGGUCAGCAGCAAAACUGGGGCUCACGGGACUUACGUACCACCAUUGAGGCCCAGCGGCGACGGAGCAGGGGCAAAGGGGGGCCAUCAGGUUCUGGGUUUCAGGCUAAGGGCCGACCCAAGCCUCCGCCUCAGUCCUGACGCCAGGAUGGACCCAGCGUGUUUCCCCGACAUUGAGACACGCCGGACUGCCUGGAUGGCCAUGGGUGCGUCCCCAUGGGUCGUGUCUACCAUGACGCAGGGGUACCGUAUCCAGUUUUUACGGAAGCCUCCCACCUCAGUGUCCCCUUUGGUGGUCACUCAGGUGCAUUCCGAACACAGGGCAGUACUCCUGUCGGAGAUUUCUACCCUGUUGGAGAAGAAGGCAAUCAGAGUAGUGCCACCAGGCGACAGACAGGCUGUGUUUUAUUCCCGGUAUUUUUUGAUUCCCAAAAAGGACGGCAAGCUCCGCCCCAUUCUCGACCUGAGAGGACUGAACCGGUUCAUUCGUCCUCUGCGGUGCAAAAUGUUGACAGUCUCCAGGGUGAGACAGUUCAUCUGCAGAGGGGAUUGGUUUGUUACCAUCGAUCUGAAGGACGCCUAUUUUCAGAUUCCCAUCUGGAAAGGCCACUGGCGUUUCCUCAGAUUUGUCUUCAACGGCAAGGUGUACGAAUUUCAGGUUCUUCCCUUUGGGAUAUCCCUGGCUCCUCGCACAUUCACGAGGUGCAUGGAAGCAGUGCUCUCACCUCUCAGACAGGAAGGCAUCAGAAUUCUGAACUACUUGGACGACUGGCUCCUGUGUGCGGGGACACAGCAGGAGUGUCGGGCUCACUUGUCUCUGCUGUUGGAACACCUGCGUCAAUUGGGGCUUCGUCUCAACUACGAGAAAAGCCAUCUCGUACCGUCUCAAGAGACGCACUUUCUAGGCCUAGUCUUGAAUUCUCAGGCAGCAAGUCUCACACUAUCACAGGCGAGACUGAUGUCCUUCGAGAGUUGUCUCUCGCAGUUCAGACUGGGGGCCAGAGUCACAUGGCGGCAGUGUCUCCGCCUCAUGGGGCUUAUGGCGUCCAUGUCACAGGCGGUCCCUUUGGCGCUGCUGAACAUGCGCCCAGUCCAACGGUAUCUUCUGGGUCUGGGUCUGGAUCCUCAGAGACACCUACACGUGGGCUGA
This is a messenger RNA of Knipowitschia caucasica, 2238 nucleotides long. Lineage: Eukaryota; Metazoa; Chordata; Actinopteri; Gobiiformes; Gobiidae. The record is from the annotation of a GenBank genome assembly.